Molecule: messenger RNA, 1213 nt
Organism: Polyodon spathula (Mississippi paddlefish)
Lineage: Eukaryota; Metazoa; Chordata; Actinopteri; Acipenseriformes; Polyodontidae
Product: heparan sulfate glucosamine 3-O-sulfotransferase 5-like
Exons: 3
Coding region: 128-1168 (346 amino acids)
Molecular function (GO): [heparan sulfate]-glucosamine 3-sulfotransferase activity
Source: RefSeq, a predicted model, not a curated record
GGAAACGCAUUCUGAACUCAGCUACCUCCCUCCUGUUAUUGUGCAUAGAGCUUACAAGAGGACAGCUUUCUCCUGUGGAGGAUGCCUAACAGGCUGAAGACGCAGUCCUGAAGAUUGAUGGAGGGCCAUGCUAUUCAAACAGCAGGCGUUGCUGAGACAGAAGCUCUUUGUGCUAGGCAGCCUUGCUAUUGGAAGUCUCCUGUAUCUAGUCACCAGAGUUGGGAGCUUGGAUAGGCCUCAGCCUAUUUGCCCCAUAGAAGGUCGAUCAGAUCAGACCCACAUCCCUGAGCAAAUCCCCCUGCGCACCCUACAGUUCAAGCGUGGCCUGCUGCACGAGCUUAGGAAAGGCAACGCCACGACAGAACAGAUUCGACUUCACAACCUGGUCCGGCAGCUCCCACAAGCAAUCAUCAUCGGAGUGCGGAAAGGGGGCACCAGAGCCCUGCUGGAGAUGCUGAACCUGCACCCAGCCGUGGUCAAAGCCUCCCAGGAGGUCCACUUCUUUGAUAAUGACCCCAACUACGCCAAGGGCAUCGAAUGGUACAGAGGGAAGAUGCCCUUUUCUCACCCGCAUCAAAUCACCAUAGAGAAAAGCCCUGCCUACUUCAUCACCGAGGAAGUCCCAGAACGAAUCUUUAAAAUGAACUCGUCCAUCAAACUGCUUCUUAUCGUGCGGGAGCCCACGACCAGAGCCGUUUCUGAUUACACUCAAGUGCUGGAGGGCAAGGAAAGGAAGAAUAAGACCUACUACAAAUUUGAGAAGUUAGCCAUCGACUCCAACACCUGUGAGGUCAACACGAAGUACAAGGCAGUGCGCACCAGCAUUUACACAAAACAUUUAGAGAAGUGGCUCAAAUACUUUCCCGUCGAACAGUUUCAUAUCGUGGACGGAGACCGGCUCAUAACGGAUCCCUUGCCAGAGCUUCAGCUUGUGGAACAAUUCUUAAAUCUCCCAACAAGGAUUAGUCAGUAUAACUUGUACUUCAAUGCCACCAGAGGGUUUUACUGCUUGCGAUUUAACAUUGUCUUUAACAAGUGCCUGGCAGGUAGCAAAGGGCGAAUACACCCAGAUGUGGAUCCCUCUGUUGUUACCAAACUGCGCAAGUUUUUUCACCCUUUUAAUCAGAAAUUUUAUCAGAUCAUUGGAAGAACAUUUAAUUGGCCAUGAAGCUAAAUGUUUUUAACAUCUAAAUUAAAACUAACAGACCUUUAA